CUGAUCUGCACAGACCCCCUUUGCCUGCUGCUGCCCCACAGUGAACAGGGAGAUGCUGAGGAGCUGUGUGGUCCAUCCCGGGAUUCUCCAAGCACUGACUGCCAUCCACUCUGACCACAGCCAGGGACCACAUCCCACUGCCUGCCCAGUGUCCAUCCAUGGAGGUGACCACCGUGUUCCCAUCUCCUGCCUCACCCACUGAAGGGGACGAUCUCUGUGAGAUAGAUGUCACCAACGUGGCCAUACACAGUGUGACACUGCUCAUCUGCCUCUGUGGGCUGGCUGGNAACGGGGCUGUCAUCUGGGUCCUUGGGUUCCACCUGAAGAGGGAAACCAUGAAACCCAUCACUGCCUACAUCCUUGACCUGGCCAUCAUCAACUUCCUCUUCCUCAUCUUCAUGCUCCCCUCCACUCUGCUCUUCCUGCUGGAGGAUGUGUCCUGCUCUCUCUUUAUCCUCCCAGGGUACAUAAGGUUCCUUUUCCUCCUCUUCGUGAUGUUCUACAGUGUAGGGCUGUACCGGCUGACGGCCAUCAGCAUUGAGAGGUGCAGGGCCAUCCUCUGCCCACAUGAUUGCUUCUUCCACCUUCCCCAGGACCUGUCAUGGGUGGUGGUGAGUGCCGUGCUCUGGGCUCUUUCCAUCACUGUCAUCGCUGCCCUUUCCGCCGUGACUUCCCUGUGCCAGUCUCAGGAACACAAGCACUGCCAGCGGGCUCUCAUCUCCCUGUACAUCCUCAACUUCCUCGUAUUUGCUCCAUCCGUGGUCAUUUCCAGCACAAUCCUCUUCAUUCAUUUCAAGGGUAGGCCCCAGCAGCACCAAGUCAAGAAGCUUGACAUUAUUGUCUUCAUUGUUAUGCUCUUUGCUCUCCCCGUCAGUGUCUGGAAUUUCCUGCAGCAGCUCGGCUACAUCACUGUGUCCCCCCACGUUGUUCUCCUGUUUGCCUGCUUGCACAGCAGCAUCAACCCCUUCAUCUACUUCUCAGUAACAAAGUGCUGGAGGCUCUGCUCCAUGGAAUCCCUCAGGGACUGCCUCCAGAGGAUCUUUGAGGACCCAGAAGAAAACAGUGCCUGCAGGAAUGAUGCCAACAUGGACACAGUGAUCUGAGCCUCUUGAACCCUUCAACUGCACCGAUGUAGGACCAUGGGGCAGUGGAUGAGGGGUUCCCUGAGUCACGGGAUUAAUAAAUAUCCACAGGAUCACCCCCCCACAUUUAUUCCUGCAGGAGAAGAGAGCAGGGGCAGUGCCAAGGGCCAUGUGCAAGGGAUGCUGUGCAGGGAGCACAUUGGAGCGUGGCUUUUCUGCUCCCUCACGGGUCCUAGAGCACUGUUACCGUAAAUGGAGCCUUCCUAAAAUAGCUGUGAACGCAGAAUUCCCCGUGGCACCUGCUGCCUGUAUCUCACUGCAGUCUGAUAUCAAUAAACAGCAUCGUGAACCCC
Molecule: messenger RNA, 1435 nt
Organism: Sturnus vulgaris (Common starling)
Lineage: Eukaryota; Metazoa; Chordata; Aves; Passeriformes; Sturnidae
Source: RefSeq, a predicted model, not a curated record